Lycium barbarum (goji berry) is the source of this 490-nucleotide messenger RNA. Its product is annotated as thioredoxin H2-like. Gene Ontology annotation, molecular function: protein-disulfide reductase activity. The record is from RefSeq and is a predicted model, not a curated record. The annotation marks the transcript as partial. The transcript is spliced from 3 exons. NCBI's taxonomy places the organism in Eukaryota, Viridiplantae, Streptophyta, Magnoliopsida, Solanales, Solanaceae.
UACAAUUGGAAACUCCAUUUUGAUUCUUUGAAAGAUACAAACAAACUGGUUGUCAUUGAUUUCACAGCUACAUGGUGUGGUCCUUGCAAAUACAUGGAACCAGUUCUUAAUGAGUUUGCUGCUAAAUAUACAGAUGUUGAGUUUGUCAAGAUUGAUGUUGAUGAAUUAGCUGAUGUAGCUCAGGAAUAUGGGGUUCAAGCCAUGCCAACGUUCAUGCUGAUAAAGAAAGGGAAAGUGAUUGACAAGAUCGUGGGAGCAGAUAAAGAUGCACUAAAGAUGAAAAUUGAGAAACACAUAGCUAUGUUCAUCUAAUUAAGCAAACCAAAGUGUGCACAAAUGUUUUGAGCAGAGUUUGCUGGAAUAAUAGUCUCCCUGUGUAGAAUAAAAUUCACAUCAUCUUUAUCAAUUUUUGAUUGAAAUAACUAGCUUAUGUACUCACUUAUGAUUGUAAACUCCACAUUAAAGAGGCUGACUAAAGCACUAUUUUGUA